Molecule: messenger RNA, 2055 nt
Organism: Mesocestoides corti
Lineage: Eukaryota; Metazoa; Platyhelminthes; Cestoda; Cyclophyllidea; Mesocestoididae
Source: the annotation of a GenBank genome assembly
AUGUCUGAGCAAAUGGUCCCCGACGACUCGACGUCUGUUAUCGUUAACCCCGACGGGACUUACUCGACGUUGCCGUACACAACCAGUGGAGAGAAUGGACAAGUCUAUUUGUCGUUAAAUGACCUGGGAAUCCAGAACGACGGUGAAGAUAUGCUUCUCAUAGCCACAGAUGAGAACUUGGAUAUGGCAACGCUUGAAAAUUUGAUUGCUUCUGGUGCUGUUGCCACAGUAAGCGGAGAAGGUGGUACUGAGUUUUUACAGCUUAGUGACCAGGGAUUAGUCGAUGGAACACAAUUGAUUGAGGUGUCAGACCAAAUGCAGUUUUUUGACCCCGCAACGAAGACUUAUUAUGGUGCUCCUGGUAUUGUUUCUGGCGCCGGAGGAUUUUUAACGCUUGCUGGUGGGCAACCAGGCGGGAUUACUUAUAGAUGUCCUUCCUGUCCUGCCAUGUAUUCUAACGCCAACGCGUUUACUAAACAUAUGCGUGAGAAGCAUUUCGUCAAGGUUUACACAUGUCGACAGUGUGAAGAAUUUUUCGAAACACUCAGCCAACUCUUCUUACAUGCUAGGCGCAGCCAUGUUGAUCCAAAAAAGCCUAAACGCAAUCCAGCUAACUAUAAGUUUCACUGCGAUCAGUGCAACUACAUGACGAACAAUGGCGGCACGAUGGAGCAUCAUAAGCGGGCUCAUACAGGGGAGAAGCCCUUCGUCUGCGACGUGUGCAACAAAAGAUUUGCUCAGAAAGCAAACAUGAAAACCCAUAGAAAUCGUCACAUUUAUCGAGACAAGAUAUUUCGUUGUGACACAUGCAACAAAGCAUUUUCGUCUUACGACAUCUAUUUAGCUCAUUUGAGAACUCGCGAACAUGAACUCCGAGAACACUUUGCUAUGAUGGCUUCUUCUCAGUUAUCCUUAGAGUGCCUGGGCUGUUCACUGACUUUUGACAGCAUCUAUAAUCUUAACAAGCACACAAGAAGCUGUCGAAUUGUUCGUACUUUGCAAACCAAGUUUCGUUGUCUACCGUGCAACGCCUAUGUCAGUGACGUCGCUUCUUUAAAGGCUCAUGUCAAAGCCCACGAAGGAAGUCAUAUUAUAUCCUGUCCCGUCUGUGGCGAACGCGGUUUUCCUGGUUUUAAUCAAUUAAACCACCACAUUACCCGAGCUCACGCUCUCAAGGUGAAUCGGCGUCAUGUUUGCCGGUACUGCGAGUCCACUUUUGAGAUGAAAAAAGACCUCGACGCUCACAUUCGCAGCAUGCAUGCAGAGGAGAGGAACGCCCGUCAGUCAAGAGGCGCCGUUGGUAGGCUUAAGUGUCGCUACAGUCAGUGUGAAUUCACCACAAAUUCCAUCAUGCUUCUUGAUCGUCACCAUGAUCAACACAGGCGACAAGAGGAAGAUGGGGAGGAUACUGCGUCGCUCCCACCCACGCGAUAUUCUGGUGUUAAACGCAGGCGCCCUCGUGGAAGCAAAUUUGACUCGUUGUACGGGGAGGAGGAGGAGAAUGAAGAGGGAGGCGAUUACAUGGAAGGCGAAGAUGAUUUUGAUGUUGAAGACGAUGUUGAUGAUGACUUGGCUCCUGUCGACGAUGGAACAAAUGUAACUCGUCGCACCAUUACAUUAAUCAAAUCGGCCGUUCCAAAACCUAAUGAGGAGGAAGUGAGAAGUGGAGAGGAGGAAGUGAGACCACUAGGUGAAAAGUUGGCGCCUGGUUCCACUGGCUUCACUCCUCAAUCGUCUCUAGCCAAGAAAUCGGCCAAGCACUAUCCUAGUGCUGGUCUCCAGCAGCCGAUGUCGUCCGGUCGACGUCUUGCUCGAGCACGUCGCCUCCCGGCCUGGUACAAGGAUUACGACACAGACUACAUUGGUGCAGGCGACGAAUCAUCCAGUGUAGCCGCCAGCAUCAAAUCCCAACUUCCUGCCGGCAUCGAACUUGCCGAUCCCUCGACUGCUAGUGGAGACGAUGGUGUGCCCACGGAAGAGUGGAAUAUCGUCGUGUACGAUGACGAGGAGCCAAUCGAUAAGACGGAGAAGCAAGAAGAUGACACUGCCCCCUGA